AUGGAGCGGGGCCCCCCGAGCGCUGACCCCGGAGCCGGCCGGAGCCGCCCUCGGCGCGGCGCCCCCCACUUUGCGAUUCCAGGGUCCCCGCGGCGAGCGCAAUGCAGCCGGCCCGGGACGCAGGCGAGCGCCGCGCGGGGCGCCAGCGAUGGGGUGCGGGACGCGGGGCGCAAGGUGCCGGGCACGGAGCGGUCGUCUCCUCCGCUCCCCCCUCCCCCAGCCGAAAGUUUUCCCGCGGUGGCCCCUGUCGCGUCCGGGCCAGCCCCUCAAUCCUCUCCAGCCCCUGGUCACCUCCUUCCUCCCCCAGCCGCGGGGGGUUCCCGGGGGCCGCAGAGCCGCGGAGCCCGGGCCAGCCUGUCUUCUGGCGGCAGAAAGUUGCGAUUCCAAGCCGGUCCUCCUCCCCGGCCCCCUGGGGGUCCUUCUUUCUCUCCGCGCCAAGGGCAGCGGCAGAAAGGCGCCCCAAACCCACCCCCGGGGUCCCUGGGACUCCCUGGCCACGUGGAUCGGGCGGCAGGUGUAGCGACCGGCAGGCCCGACUGCCCCAGGGAGCCCGACCCCAAACCACCCCCGCAGGAAGGACGGUUCCCCAGAGACGGGGUCCAGCCCCCGGCGCGAGGAGGCAGCGCGCCCACGACUCCCUGUGCCUUAAGUAGGGCGCAGCGGGCGCGGGGGCCUUGGCCCUCGCGCCACUUCCCCUUUGCAGUCUCGGAUCCCGCCCCCGGAGCUGGUGUGUCUUUGGGACCUCGGCUUUGCUCAUCUCUUGUCCGGGCUGGGCGCCCCGAGCCGGACAGGUGCCUUGGAGGCUCCCAGCCAAUUGUGCUCUCCGUUUCGAGUCCCAGUUUGCACUCAGCUCCUCAGUCAAGAGACCCCGGGGACAACAGAGAGGCGGGCGGCCUAACGGAGAGGCCAAGGGUCCCGGUCCACCUCUGGGGCGCUCCGUGGGUCCCUGGGUCGUCUGUAGCACCUCUACACCGCCUUGACGACAGGAGCUGA
Molecule: messenger RNA, 993 nt
Organism: Loxodonta africana (African savanna elephant)
Lineage: Eukaryota; Metazoa; Chordata; Mammalia; Proboscidea; Elephantidae
Product: proline-rich protein HaeIII subfamily 1-like
Exons: 1
Coding region: 1-993 (330 amino acids)
Source: RefSeq, a predicted model, not a curated record